Molecule: messenger RNA, 4893 nt
Organism: Phanerochaete carnosa HHB-10118-sp
Lineage: Eukaryota; Fungi; Basidiomycota; Agaricomycetes; Polyporales; Phanerochaetaceae
Exons: 6
Coding region: 84-2918 (944 amino acids)
Biological process (GO): protein phosphorylation; intracellular signal transduction
Molecular function (GO): protein serine/threonine kinase activity; ATP binding
Source: RefSeq, a predicted model, not a curated record
CACCAGCCGUCCCCUCGUCACCGGCACUCAACACUCCACACCCCUCUGUGCCUCCGUCAAUAUCCUUGCAAUCACCCUCGCCCAUGUCGACGCCCGUCUCGAAGCCGAUGCCUGCCCAGCAUGACGCUAAGCCGUCGGACGAGUCUAGUAGUGCACCGCAGCAGCAGGAGCAGGCUCCUGAACCCACUAGACGUCCUUCCAAGAGAUUCCUCUCGGCGCUACCCGGACAGCGAACACCGUCGCCCACCCGCACUUCUUCUGCUCCUUCAACUCCGGAGUCCGAGCACCCUCCGUCGCCUUCGUCGACGAGCUCUGCCUCGCGCUUCCCCUUCGCUUCUCGCGUUCGCAAAGCAAGCCAAGUGUUCUCUUCGUCUUCCACUCCGGCAUCGCCCAACUUGGCAAGCCCUGUCAACACCCCACCGCGGAAGAAUUCAGACGCCGGAGAACAGCAAGCUAUGCCAACGAACUCCGGCGCGCCUUCCGGCCAUUGCACUCCGCCCGACGAGCCGGCACCCGGCGCGCAGGUCCCUCCCUCUAGCAGUGCCCCUUCUAUGAAGAGCGCAAAGCAUAAGGAUGGACCUCUGCACGACCUGAAGCGCUUCCUCAAUCACCAUAUUCCCCACCCUCAUCAUCACCAUCAUGCGUCGUCUUCCUCUACGGCUCCCACGUCCGUUGGCUCUGCCACACCUGCGGAAUCAGCGCAGCCGCCAUCGUCGCAACGGCGCGGUAGUCAGUUUGAGCAGGCCGGCGACUUGAUCGAUGCUGCUCAUCAAGCUGCAACGGUUCAUGACGCAGCACCGGAGGCCGGCAGCAGCAAACACAGGGAGCAUCGGCUCACAGGACUUCUUCGGCCGCACAAGGAGAAGAAGGAGAAGGAACAUUCAAGGGAGCUUCGGAAGACUCCUUCGCCUAGCGCGUCCUCUGUUGCAACGGCAAGUUCGAAGGCUUCACAUUCGCCGCCUCGCUCGCAUGACUCGUCGUCGAGCCGGGAAAAUGCGCCGAUGCACAAUUCGAUUAAGCGCCGAUCACCCGAGAAGAGUCCGUCGCUGACGAUUCCAUCACUCUCGUCUGCAACGCAAGUGCAUUUGUCGAAGAAGUACGGCAAGUGGGGGCGGACACUGGGCAGUGGCGCAGGUGGUACAGUGCGGUUAAUUAAGUCUUCCUUGAAGCAUGGAGGCACGAUAUUUGCGGUGAAAGAGUUUAGACCGAAGAGGCAUGGCGAGAGUGAGCGGGAGUACCAGAAGAAGGUGACUGCCGAAUUCUGUGUGGGGAGCACAUUGAAGCACAAGAACAUCAUUGAGACUGUUGACAUCGUGAGCGACCACGGGCACUUCUAUGAGGUCAUGGAGUAUGCCCCGUACGAUCUAUUCAACGUAGUGAUGUCGGGGAAGAUGACGCGCCCCGAGAUCUACUGCGUUUUCCGCCAGAUCUGCGAUGGAGUCGAGUACUUGCACUCGCUUGGCCUCGCGCAUCGCGACCUGAAGCUCGACAAUUGCGUCAUGACAUCUGACAAUAUCGUCAAGCUCAUCGAUUUUGGCACUGCCACGGUAUUCCACUAUCCGGGUAAGAAGCAUACGAUGGCCACCGGUGUCGUCGGUAGCGACCCGUACCUUGCGCCGGAGAUCUUGCAGACGGACGAGUACGACCCUCGCAAGACCGAUGUUUGGAGUGUUGCGAUCAUCUUCCUCUGCAUGGUCUUGAGACGGUUCCCGUGGACGAUCCCCGAUCCCAAGGUCGAUCCUAGCUUCAGAGCAUUCGUUCACGCGCAUCCAAACCUGUCGGAAAAGCCAUCUGAAAAGAAGAAGUCGAUAGAGCCGCCUAAGCCUAUCAUUGACGCUAAGAACGAGACGGACAAGGAGGCUCACCAGGAAGACAAGGAGGACGCGAAAUCAACUACGUCGUCGUCGAAUGCGCCAACAUUGGACGACCGACUGACCUCUGACCGCGAUCCCCAGCGGGGUGAUUCCGGCCACUCGUCCUCGGACUCAUCAUCCUCGACGUCACAGGAUGGCAUCUCCCGCACCACUUCGGCUGACACUGCCCAUACCAGUGACACCUGUCUCACCGUUCCUUCGAACGACAUCCUUCCAUCGUUUCACUCGGGCUGUAUGCAGUCUUCAUCGACCCCUGUGCUUCCAGCUCUUCUUACUGAAGGACUAUCUCUGAAACCUACUGAGAGUCCUGUGGAGAUCGACAUGGAUUUGUCUGUCCGGCAAUUCGCUCGUCCGGCGAACUCGACAGAGAGUCUGCCGGCGACUGCCUCUCCAACGAUCUGUAUUCACGACGCUCCUUGCAGUCCUACGCUCCGCCCCGCCCAUGGCCGUGCUUCGACGAUCCAUAACAUCAGUAGCAAUAGCUUGAAGAGCUCUGAAGUUCAGCAAGCGCCGAGGCAUGACGGUGUCAAGGAGCACGAUUAUAUCGAGGAGAAUAGGGGUGGCGAGGAGCGCGGUCGCGUCUCCGAUAAGACUCCACAGCAGGAGACGAAGUCGGAGAAGCCUAGGACACCCUCAAAGAGGGUUGCCCCGUCCCCGAAAGAGACUCCACGCCGCAGGCCACGCGCUGACAGUCGCGCUUCGGUCGCUACCUUCCACUCUGGUGGUGCUGAGUCUAUCUUCAGACUCCUUCCUCGUGAGGCUAGGCCUGCAAUCCAGAGGAUGAUGUUUGUCGAACCGAGCGCGCGAUGCACACUUACCGACCUGCUCAGUGGCAAGGGCCGCUCUGGCGACCUCCUCUGCGGCUGCAACUCGCACGACAAGGACAGCCCACGCUGCGCGGACCACGAGGAUGACCCCGAUUCCGAGGACAGCGGCGACUUGUGGCUUAAGAGCAUUCAGACGUGCUCAGUCGGUCGUAUGUCGAAUCAUACACACAUCAGGGUUGCUGUGGACGAGAAGUCGCCUAAGAAGCGGUUCUUUUGAUCCAUCCCCUACACUCGCGUCGCGGGUUCAUGAUCACGAUGGUUAUUGCAUUCUACCACUCCUCUACCUUAUGAUCAGUUGUGCGCAUCCCUUGGCUCACCGCUGCCUCAACUUGUUUACUCUUACGCACAUCGCAUUAAGUAUAGACUAUUAUGCUUCUAGCUAUUCAUCAUUCUUCGCAUCUCGUUGCAUCGUCGUUGUGACUUCGGACGUCUCAGUCUGUGGUGCCGUCUUCUACUUUAUUACUUUCGUCGCAUUUACACUUGUUCUAGUCAAAGAAGGGUUUCGGUGCAUCCCGGGCCUAAAACACCAUCCUGUAAUACAUGCUCAUACAAAUAGAAAGCGUGCUCGUGUAAUUGUACGCGUAAAUCUAUAAAUCUGAUGUUCAUAAAGCACGCAAGAUGUACACGCAGAGCGUUAUCUAUUUUGGGGCAUUCGGAAGAUACGUGGUAUAGAUCAGAGUUCGUCACGGACGUAAGCCUCACGCCCCUCUUGAUGUCCUUCUCUCACGUCGUCUUCGUCAGAACCAUCCGGCGAAGGACCUGUCUUAAUUUCGACGCCAGCUCGACGAAGAACCUCGUGCAAGGUGGGCUGCUGGCCCUCAAAGCCUGCGUCUUCCCAAUCAAGGAAUUCAAUAAUGACCUCUUCGUCUCCUUCGUCGACGAUCGCCACCUCUCCAGGCUUGAGAUCGCCGCCCUGGAUGAGCUUCCCGAGGGCGCGCUUGAUCGCUUCAGUCUGCUUCGCGUUGCCGUCCUUUCCCUUAGCCUGGUCUUGCUCCUCGGGCGGCGGCGGCGCGGGCGCAAGGACAGCCUUCGCCGCGCGGGGCGGCAUCUUGAUGGGCUGGUCCGCCUCGAGGAGCGAACGAUCGAUGCGCGCAUGUUGCUCGGGAGAGACAAUCUCGCGGCAGCGGAUGUACGCCUCUUCGCGCGCGUCCCGGCUCGAGCGAAACCCGGGCUCGCCGCAGAGGCGGGGCGUCGCGAUGUGCAGAACGUAGCGGCACGUCUGCGUCUCCUUCACGAAGAGGAUCGUGUCCGUCAUCGUCAUCGAGCAGUGGAACUGGAUCUCGAUUUCGCGCUUGCGACCAGUUUUCUCGCAAUAAGUUCCAUCGCCCCAACGCUGAACCAGAUAUUGCGAGCCAGCGCUUCGGGCGAGCUCAACGUUGGCUGCAAUUGCCGCUUCUUGGGCGAUCGUGAGGUCGGCACCGGGUUCUGGGGUAGGCGGUGCGCGCCCGAGCGUGUAAGCUUCCCACUCUGUGUCUUCCAGUGGCUUGUAUUCACCUAGAAAUGGCAUCAGCAACUAUUGGGGAUCAGUUUCAUAGACUGCUCACCGGGCCGCUGAUUCUGUGGGCGGGCCAGUUCGUGGAACUGUCGCACAUGCGAAUUGUGGCAGUAUGCGUAAGUGAACCAGCCUUGUUUAUGGUAGAGACACGACCCGGCCAGCGGCUGUAGCAACGACCAGGUAUGCACGGGCGUCACGUCCGUGGUAGAGUCUUCCGUUGGGACGGACGUAUUGUCAAUUGGCGGCGGAGGGAUCAAACAGAUAUAUGAGUCUCGCGGGCCCAUCUUCAUUAAUUCGAGCUUAUGGUUCGGAGGCUCUUGCUAUCCACGAAAAUGUACAGUAAGCUGACUUUUCAUCUUGCAGCAAAAUACGGCAGACCGACUUGAGCCGCCAUCAUCUGCUCAUCCUGUCUCCCGCCGUCGAUGCUCUUCACAGAUGGGGUCCUCCACUUUGCACCUUCCUCCCAGGGUUGGUCCAGAAACUCUAGCUCGCCACCUGACAGCCCAUGCUCUAACCAUCGCUGCGCAGUGUCGUUUAGCACCGGGAGGCCGUUCAGAAAGGCUACACGAUAUUUGGGGAAAGCGUAGGGAUCUUCAGGCACGAGCGAGUUGUGUAAGCGUGCUACCACGAGUGACCAGAGGGAAACAGGUAAGAUCGCGGAAUAUACAAGCCCUGGACGCAUCAGUAGAUACCGACG